Molecule: messenger RNA, 2212 nt
Organism: Agelaius phoeniceus (red-winged blackbird)
Lineage: Eukaryota; Metazoa; Chordata; Aves; Passeriformes; Icteridae
Product: prenylcysteine oxidase 1-like
Biological process (GO): prenylcysteine catabolic process; prenylated protein catabolic process
Molecular function (GO): prenylcysteine oxidase activity
Source: RefSeq, a predicted model, not a curated record
AUGCCGGGCCGCCGCCGCCUCCUGACGCUGCUGCUGCUCGCCGUGCUCUGCCUGCCCGCUCUCAGCCUCCGCCAUGAGCCCUCCAAGAUCGCCGUGGUGGGCGGCGGGAUCGGCGGCUCGGCCGCCGCCUAUUUCCUGCGGCAGAAGUUCGGCCGCAGCGUGCAGCUGCACGUGCUGGAGAAGGCAGUGCUGGGCGGCCGGCUGGACACGCUGGAUGUGGAGGGGGCCAGCUACGAGGCAGGGGGGUCUGUGAUCCACCCCCUCAACCUGCACAUGAAGCAUUUUGUCCAGGAGCUGGGCCUUUCAGCCAACACACUCCAGGGCAGCCCCUCAGGCGUUUACAAUGGGGAGGAAUUUGUGUUUGAGGAGAGCAGCUGGUCCUUCAUCAACCGCCCCAAGCUGCUGUGGCACUACGGCCUCAACCCCCUGCGCAUGUCCAUGUGGGUGGAGGACAUCCUGGACAAGUUCAUGAGGAUCUACCGGUACCAGAUGCACGACUACGCCUUCAGCAGCAACGAGCGCCUGCUGCACGCCCUGGGCGGCGACGACUUCACGCGGCUGCUCAACCAGAGCAUCGACGAGGCCAUGCAGAAAGCAGGGUUCUCCCAGAAAUUCAUCAACCAGGUGGUGGGCCCGGUCAUGAGGUACGCUUAUGGCCAAGGAGUUGGCGUCAAUGGCUUUGUAGGUGCUCUCCUUGCGGGCUGGUUGCAGUCGGGCCUUUGGUCUGUGAAAGGGGGGAACAAACUCGUGUGCUCCGGCCUCAUCUACUCCUCCAAGGCCGAGGUUAUCCCUGCAACAGUCGUGUCCAUAGAGCCAAAAACCAGACACAACCGUGGCGGGGACCCGGUGAAGCUCUACGAGGUCACCUACAACACGUCCUCGGGGCUCACAGGGGACACCUACGACGUCGUGGUCAUCGCGGCGCCGCUCGGCCGCAAGAUGGCCAACAUCACCUUCCGCAACUUCGACCCUCCCAUCCCGGAAUUCCCCAAUCCCUACCAGCAGAUCAUCACCACCUUGGUGCACGGGCGCCUGAACACCUCCUUCUUUGGCUACCAGGACCCCCAGGAUUUUCACCUUGGUGCCAUUUUCACCAUGGACAACCCAAACUGUUCAUCAACAGCCUGACCCUGGAGCCCCCUGUGGGGGGACACGGGCACGGGCGGGCAGCUGCCGUUGCCCUCGGCCGUCUGGAAGGUGUUUUCCAACGAGGAGCUCAGCAAGGAGCAGCUCAGUUUGCUCUUCUCCUCCUACGACUCGGUGAAGGUGAAGCCGUGGCUGGCCUAUCCCCAGUACAGCGCUCCCGAGAAGUUCCCUCCCAUCGUCCUGCACGAGCAGCUCUACUACCUGAACGGGCUGGAGCGCGCCGCCAGCGCCAUGGAGAUGAGCGCCAUCGCUGCCCGCAACGCCGCCCUGCUCGCCUUCCACCGCUGGCACGGCCACAGCGCCAGCGUCGACCAGGACCUGCACGAGAGGCUCAAAACGGAGCUCUGACACUCCCCCAGGGAUUAAUUAACACUAACGAACUCUGUGCUGCGCCCCUCCAAGGAGGUGUUCCUUAGGAUCAUGGGAUUCUUAAGAUUGGAGAGUCUUUAAGAUCAUCUUGACCUUCAAGAUCUUCAAGAACAUCAAGACCUUCAAGCUGGUGUAAUUAACGCUAAUGAACUCUGUGCUGCACCCCUCCUAGGAGGUGUUUCCUAGGAUCAUGGGAUCCUUAUGAUUGGGAGGUCUUCAAGAACAUCAUGACCUUCAAGAUCUUCAAGAACAUAAAGACCUUCAGGAUGCCGUAAUUAACACUAAUGAACUCCAUACUUUGCCCCUCCAAGGAGAUGUUCCCUAGGAUCACAGGAUUCCUAUGGUUGGAAGGUCUUCAAGAUCAUAAUGACCUUCAGGAUGCCGUAAUUAACUCUAAUGAACUCCAUACUUUGCCCCUCCAAGGAGAUGUUUGAUAGGAUCAGGGGAUCCUUAAGUUGGACGAGUUUCAAGGACUCCAAAACCAUCAAGAUCUUCAGGAUCUCCGAGAUCAUCAAAACUUUCAAGGCCAUUAGGAUCUUCAAGACCAUCAAGAACAUCAAGACCUUCAAGAUCAUCAGAAAUUCCUCAGGGAGAAGAUGGGGUGCUGGGAGCUGCCAAAUGGGUGGGAAAGAGGAUAAACCACCAAUAUCCACUGCUGUGUUGAAGUAUGAAGCUAAUAAAGAAUUUAAUAACCUGA